Molecule: messenger RNA, 2689 nt
Organism: Lactuca virosa
Lineage: Eukaryota; Viridiplantae; Streptophyta; Magnoliopsida; Asterales; Asteraceae
Source: the annotation of a GenBank genome assembly
CAAAGGUUUACUCGAUUCAAGAAAAACUCAACAUCACUACCAAGCCAACAUGAUUUGAUGACGAGGCCACGAGGGCUAAUUUGAUGCUUCGGACCGGUCGCCGCGCGGUUCCACCUGGAACUGGCCGGCCCCACCGCAAAAAUUCUCAGCCUCCAAUGCAAAACACAACUGCUCACCACACCAGUCUUCUGAUUCUUAUCGAAACCUCCAUCUCACAAUUUCAAUCUAUUCAAAUAUGAUUGAUAUCACUCGUGUUUCUUGUUUAAUUUCAAGAAAACCCAUCUGGGUUCUCUUCCAAAAUCGUUAAUUUAAAGAUUGAUAUUCCGACGUUUACUGAACCACAAGUUCACAAUGGGAACCGGUUCAUCAAGGCACUUUGACAGUAGCGCUCAUGGCAGUGGAGAAGAGAAAGAUGACCAUGGCGGUGGUCAACUCUAUGUCUCUUUAAAGAUGGAGAACUACAAUCUCAAAGGAGACCUUGUUCCUCACGUCUAUGGCUCCGUCCCUCUCGUUGGUUCUUGGGAUACCUCCAAAGCUCUUCCACUGGAACGCGAAUCAACCUCGAUGUGGGAAUUAAGUUUUGUUGUCCCUCCUAAUCAUGAAACCUUGGAUUUCAAGUUCUUAUUGAAACCCAAAGACAACAAUGUCCCAUGCAUAGAGGAGGAAGGCAUAAACAGGCAGUUCAUGGGGGGGGUAAACAUCAAAACCAACAGGGUUUCACCAUUUGAUCUUGCUGCAAGUUGGAGAGCUUAUCAAGAAAAUCUUGAACCCUCAACUGUUCGUGGGAUUCCUGAUGUUAGUAUAAAUUCAUUGCCUGAAGGUGUCGAGAAUCAGAAUGGGUCUUCAGCCAGUUUGGACCUUGAUCUUGAACAAUACCUAGUCCCUGCUCCUGUAACUUCUGUGGUUUAUGCUGCUAAUUUGACUGAGACUCCAAGGUCUUUAAAGCGUGGUGGUACUGGUGUGUUUUCAAAUGCUGAAAGUUCAACCAAAGAUUCGGGUGUUUCUGUUGAUCGUCCUGCAACCAUAAAGGAAAUGGAAGUGGCUAUUCCUGAUCCUCCAAAGUUAUAUCAUCCACCUGGCAUGGUUGAAUCAAAGUCAGUGGGAACAAUUUCACCCUCACAAAGACAAGAAAGUCACCGUGGAAUUUUUGUGGAUAGGGGGGUGGGGUCCCCUCGGUUAGUCAGAUCAGCCAGUGCAGCCACUUUGACUACCGGAACUAAACGUGAUCCAGGAGCUAAGAUGCCAGCUGCUGCUGGGGCAGUUGCAGCUGCAGCUAUUGCUGAUCAAAUGCUUGGCCCCAAAGAAGAUAUGCAUCUUGCCAUUGUCUUGGUUGGGUUACCGGCUCGUGGCAAAACUUUUACUGCUGCUAAACUUACGAGGUAUCUCCGUUGGUUAGGUCAUAAUACCAAACACUUCAAUGUUGGCAAGUAUCGACGGCUGAAGCAUGGAACAAAUCAGACUGCAGAUUUUUUCCGGGGUGACAAUCCUGAAGGCAUGGAAGCCCGUAAUGAGGUAGCAGCUCUGGCAAUGGAUGACAUGACAGCUUGGAUGCAAGAAGGUGGCCAGGUUGGGAUAUUUGAUGCCACAAAUAGUACUAGUGAGCGAAGGAAUAUGCUUAUGAAAAUGGCUGAAGGCAAAUGCAAGAUCAUAUUUCUGGAAACAAUUUGCAACGAUCGACAAAUAAUUGAAAGAAAUAUACGUCUCAAGAUUCAACAAAGUCCCGAUUAUUCCGAAGAACCGGAUUUUGAAGCUGGAUAUCAGGACUUCAAACGACGACUUGAUAACUAUGAGAAGAUCUAUGAACCGGUUAAUGAAGGAUCGUAUAUUAAAAUGAUCGAUAUGGUUAGUGGUCAUGGUGGGCAGAUACAAGUGAACAAUAUCAGCGGAUACCUUCCUGGGCGGAUUGUGUUUUUCUUGGUGAAUACACAUUUGACACCUAGACCAAUUUUGCUUACAAGACAUGGAGAAAGUCGUGAUAAUGUGAGAGCAAGAAUUGGAGGCGACACUGUCUUGAGUGGAAAUGGGGAGCUUUAUGCAAAAAAACUUACUAAUUUUGUCGAAAAGCGACUAAAAAAUGAAAGGGCUGCUUCUAUAUGGACAAGCACAUUGCAACGAACAAUUUUGACUGCAAAUCAAAUUGCUGGAUUCCCAAAGAUACAAUGGCGUGCACUUGAUGAGAUAAAUGCUGGUGUAUGUGAUGGUAUGACAUAUGAAGAAAUAAAAAAGAAUAUGCCCGAGGAAUACGAGUCCCGAAAGAAAGAUAAACUUAGGUAUCGAUACCCUCGUGGAGAAUCUUAUCUUGAUGUGAUACAAAGGUUGGAGCCGGUUAUCAUCGAGCUAGAAAGACAACGUGCACCGGUUGUGGUCGUAUCUCACCAGGCAGUUUUGAGAGCGUUAUAUGCUUAUUUUGCUGAUCGCCCUUUGCAAGAAAUACCGCUUAUGGAGAUGCCGCUUCAUACGAUAAUCGAGAUACAAAUGGGAGUUACGGGUGUACAAGAGAAACGAUACAAACUCAUGGAUUGAUUCUUGAUUCUUGAUUCUGUUUUUAUGUUUGAACGAAUAUAGAAAUAUAAAAAUUUAAGAAACUAUUCAUGUUUAAAUACUCAAGAAUUAUUUGUUAAUCGAGAGGAUUUCCUUAUUUAUAAUGGCUCCAUUUAUUGUAUAGAAUCUUAUAGAUGUUAUGGAUUUA